AUGAGAACGAACGCGUUCUCUAUCUCCGCUUCCGCUUACACUCACUCCUCUUUUCCUUACUCACAUUCAUCAUCACAUCUACAACAACAUGCACUGCUACAGAAUCGGAAAAUUCAGAUUCUCUGCAAACACGGACCUAGCUUGAAGAAGCUUACACUGUUUAAUUUGAAUUGCAGAAGAAGGACAACUUUCAUAUGUGCAGCCCAUGGGGAAGCCGAAGAAGCUUUUAAGAAAACUGUAGAGCUUGAUAAACUCAUUGAUAUGCUUAGAGAAGCUAAUCCUCGUGAACUUGAGAAACUUGUGGCCGAAAACAUUCUCGCUUUUAAUCCAGACUUCUGGAUACGACUUGCUGCAAGAUCGGAUACUUGUAUAUCUGAGGAUGAUAAAAAAGAUUAUGAAGAAUUGGCAACAACGGUUAUGAGUGUGGUGGAUCUUAUGGUUCAUAAGACUAAGGAAAGGAUAGAGUCUGCAACAGAUGUCCUGAAGGGAAUUCUAAAACCUGUUGUUAAUGAUGAAGGAGAAAUUCCUUGGCCUCCCCGAGAUCCUCAAGCACUCACAUUGAUGGAAAUGGAAAUAAAUCGAAGGGGCCAAGUAGGACAGCUGGAUGAAGGGUUCCUUGCUGAAGUUAGUGCACAACUAAGACAAGCAAAGGAAGAUGGUGAUAAGCCUGGGCUUGAGGCUAUGUUGCAAAAGGUUUUGCAGCUGUACGCUUCCAACUCUCUCUCAAAACGUAGUUAUGCCAUGAAAGGUGAGAAAGUUUUGAAGGAUGAGCAAUUCCUUGAAACCAUAAUCCAAGCUCCUGAACAAGAAUGGAACGGUAUUUUGAUCAAUGGAUUAACAAUUGGUGCUGGGGAUGUUUCACCAGAGGAGCUCUAUGCUGUCUUGAAGAAACGAAGGGAACGCACUUUAAUUAGAACUGAGGGAGGUUCUUACCAACAACGGGUUCUGACGGAGUACCUGAAAGGCAUAGAAACUAGAGCACAUGAGAUUGUUCAAGUGCUUCAGAGCCAGGGGAAACCACAAUAG
This is a messenger RNA of Lathyrus sativus (Indian pea), 1026 nucleotides long. NCBI's taxonomy places the organism in Eukaryota, Viridiplantae, Streptophyta, Magnoliopsida, Fabales, Fabaceae. The record is from the annotation of a GenBank genome assembly.